This is a messenger RNA of Anolis carolinensis (green anole), 5098 nucleotides long. It is a transcript of the gene nek11, whose product is annotated as NIMA related kinase 11. NCBI's taxonomy places the organism in Eukaryota, Metazoa, Chordata, Lepidosauria, Squamata, Anolidae. Gene Ontology annotation, biological process: protein phosphorylation. The record is from RefSeq and is a predicted model, not a curated record. The coding region runs from base 230 to 2062 and encodes 610 amino acids. The transcript has 16 exons. Gene Ontology annotation, molecular function: protein kinase activity; ATP binding.
UUCUCCAAUGCGGAAGUGUGUGUUCCCGUCACGCUCAGCGCCGUAUCCUAGCAACCGGAGCCAAACAAGAGAGGCAGGCGGGCAGGGCUGAAUGCAGCAGAGCGAAGGAAGGAAGGGAAGGUGCUGAUAGUAUUUAUAGAUGAAAGUUUUCAAUGUUGCUUCACUACAGAAGAAUUCGUAAUUCUUCAGACGCAAUAUAAAUACCAAGUUAAUUUUGCUGUAUGAAGUCAUGCUGAGAUUCCAAGAAGUUAAGCCUGGUACUUCUCUAACAUCUGUUUCUGCUGGCUCAAAGACAUUAAUUGCAGGACGAUAUACUAUUCAGCAAAAACUUGGAUGUGGCAGCUUUGGAACUGUCUACUUGGUUUCUGAUAAAAAAGCAAAAGGAGGAGAAGAAGAAUCGAAGGUUUUGAAGAAGAUUUCUGUGGGAGACCUUAAGCCCAACGAAACUGUUGAAGCAAAUUUAGAAGCACAGUUGUUGUCUAGACUAGACCAUCCAGCCAUUGUCAAGUUUUAUACCAGUUUUGUAGAAGGAGAAAGUUUUUGCAUCAUCACUGAAUACUGUGAGGGUGGAGAUCUUGACUUUAAGAUUCAAGAAUACAAAGAAGCUAACCACGUGUUUUCUGAAAGCCAAAUAGCUGAAUGGUUUAUACAGUUGUUACUUGGCGUCAGUUACAUGCAUGACAGGCGAAUUCUUCAUAGAGACUUGAAAGCUAAGAAUAUUUUUUUGAAAAAUAAUCUUGUUAAAAUUGGGGAUUUUGGAGUUUCUCGACUCUUGAUGGGGUCUUGCGAUUUAGCAACUACAUUUACCGGGACACCUUUCUACAUGAGUCCAGAGGCUUUGCAACAUCAAGGUUAUGACACAAAAUCAGACAUUUGGUCACUAGGAUGUAUUUUGUAUGAGAUGUGCUGCUUGGAUCAUGCAUUUACUGGUCAUAAUUUUUUAUCAAUUGUUCUAAAAAUUGUGGAGGGUGAGACCCCUUCCCUUCCCGAUAUGUAUCCAAGAGAACUGGAUGAAGUGCUACACUGUAUGCUGAGCAAGGAUCCUUCACUGAGGCCAUCAGCUACAGAGAUUUUAAGAAUUCCAUACAUUGCUGAUCAAUUACAGAUUAUGAAAUAUAAAGUGACAAAUACGACUAUGAAGAAGCUGGUCCCCAGUACACCAGAAGAAAACAGUUUUAUCACUAAAGUUAUGCAGAAGAAAGUACAUCUACAAACCCUGAGAGCUCUAUCAGAAGUGCAGAAAAUGACACCACGUGAGCGAAUGAGACUGCGGAAGUUAAAUAUCGCUGAUGAGACAGCACAAAAGCUAAAAAAAUUGGCUGAAGAAAAAUACCAAGAAAAUCAUAAAAGAAUGCAAGAGCUUAGAUCCCAGAAUUUUCACCAAGCAAAAAUAGAUGUGCUUCAUGAAUCAGAUGAACAGAAUGGAGAGUAUCUGGUUAAAUCUCAGCAAGAAAUUGCACUGGAUUAUCUGUCCAUAGGAUUCAGUGACCAAUCUGACAGUAGUACAACAGACAGACUCUGUAUGUCUGAACGAGAAGAUAAUGAGAUCCCGGAAGAUCCACUAAUUGCAGAAGAGUAUUACAAUGAUGUAUUUGAUUCAUGUUCAGAAACAAGUGAGGAUCAGGAAGAGGAAGUAGAUAUGGAAGCAGAUGAGGUGAAAGAAGAUGAAGAAGAAGAUACAUUAUUCACGAUGUAUACAACAAAUCAGCAGGACAGUGAUGUUGAAGCAAUGGUCAGACAUAUGGAGAAUAUCCUAAAUACUAACUCUUUAGGUACUGGAACUGCCACCAGCAUGACUCCACUCGGACCCCAGGGAUCAAGAGUUCCCAAUGACACCACGGCAGCAACCAAGCUGAGACGUAUGAGAGAGUCAGCUAUUCAGAAACUGGGAGCAGAAAUCUUUGAAAAUGUCUACAGGUUCCUCCGCCAAGCAAGACGGGAACAUGUAAGUGAAGAUAAAAUCAGGGAAUACCUGGAAAAAAUAGUGCCUCGGGCAAGCGACUGUUUUGAAGUAGAUCAGCUUAUCUAUUUUGAAGACCAGCUCGAAGAUGCCGCAGUGUGACGUCUAUCUCAGAAUGGAUUUACUUGGAUUCUCUGAAACCAGUGAACAAAGAAAGUUUUCAUCCAGAAUCAAGCAAGCAUCAUGUGAUGUGGUUAGAGUCAUGUGGUUAGAGAUAUUCACUGCUAUUUUGUAGUAUGGCUAUAUGAGACUAAGAGCACUCUACUUCAUGUCCUAAUUAUCUCAUUCAGAGCUUUUCAUCUUGUCCAUGCAGAAGCAGUAUUGGUACCUAAGAGCUCAACCAUCUUUUCUUUGAAAAUUACUGCAGGAAGGUUAUAUGACUCUAUGGGGAACAGUGGUGUUCAACAACCUACACCCCAUCCAUAUUUUGAAAUGAUAUGCAAUGAUAAGUGUAACAUAUGAGGUGGAAAAACAUUACAGAAUCAACGAAAACUACUUUGUUUUGGUGUAUUCAAAUUAUUUAGAAAUUAAGUGGGGAAUGCAACUGCUUUAACACUUGUUUGAUUGUAAAUGUUGGGAUAAAUUCUCUAUGGUAUUCUAGGCAGCAUUUUUUUACUUUGAAAAACAGACUUUGUGGGUGAAAGUUUCCAUUUCCCGAGGGGCCACCACAGUGUUUUCCUCUCUUUUUUUACUCUUUGCUUCUCUAAUUAACUUUUGCUUUGUGUUGUCGAAGGCUUUCAUGGCCGGGAUCACAUGGUUGUUGUAUGUUUUCCAGGCUGUAUGGCCAUGUUCCAGAAGUAUUCUCUCCUGACGUUUUGCCCACAUCUAUGGCAGGCAACCUCUGAGGAUGCCUAGCAUAGAUGUGGGUGAAACGUCAGGAGAGAAUACUUCUGGAACAUGGCCAUACAGCCCGGAAAACAUGCAACAACUCUUGCUUUGAUGGUGUUCCUGUUUCAAAAAUGAAUCUUCUAGUAUAUUGUUAUCCUUACAGAGCAGAACAAAUUUGGCUAUGUGGUGACAUCACUGAUAUUAAAGAAAGAAACUUAAAAAACUUUCUGAACAUUUUCCACAUUCAAAACUAGCUUUGUUUACUCUCAGAAAUGUCACAGAACCAAUCUUUAUUCCCUCCAGGUAUUUAGAUGGAGAGGCAAAACAGAAGCACCGUCUCUCCAAAUGCAAUCUUCCUUCGUUCCUCAGAUUUGGGAAUGAAGGAAAAUUUAAGAAGGGACAAAAUUCUUAUUUGAGAUGUAAUCCCCAACCCAACUGAAAUUAUUCUUUUGACAUCACUGUGAAUAGGAACAUGAAGCUAGUUUCCAAACAGAAGGUGUGCUAAAGGUUCAACCAAUCAGGACUGCAUAGGGAAGGCUCAAAUGAUGCGUCACUACUGCUCUAUCUGAUAUCAAUUGUGAUCAUUGCAUAUAUGGAAGAGGAUGUGACAGGGAGAAAAGGAUACAUUUUUGCAUGUUAGAAAUGGAACAUUUCCUUUGCUCCAUGAAAAGCCAAGUCCUCCAAAUCUUCAAAAAGAUGGGUAGAAAAUAUUUGCAAUAUUGCCUCUCCACCAUGGUUCAGCCCUGUUAAAAAGUAUUGCUUUCAAAUAUAUGUCAUGUACAGAUCAUGCAUGUUUCCUUUUAUAAUGCCAUAUAUGGCCAUUUCAACCUAGCAGUCUUAGAAUAAUUUUUAUUCUCAUUUUAUCAACACACAGUAAAAACAGUUACAUACUAGAUUAUUCUCCUUAAACAAUUUUUGUUUAGCUUCACUUUGUUUCAGUUAUAUUCAUUUUUUUUGUUUCAACUCACAGUCAGCUUUGUUCCCAUGGGUUUUUUUUGUUGCUGUUAUUGUUUUGAGAGGCCACGUAAUGUAGCCUGCUCUGCUGAGCAAUCUGGUAAUAGUCCAUUAUGGUUCCAAGCCUCAUCUAGUUCAUUUUUAAAGGGCUGUCUGAUAUCACAGUAUUAGAGUCAUCAACCCCUGUGGCUUUGAUAAUAUGAAGUCAAAAAGAACAACCCGUGGGUGAAUUAGACUACCUGGAGGAGUCAGCUACUCUGGUAUUCAUUAAGAGUAACCUUUUCAGUCUGGAAUUCAUGUUCUUAGCUACCCACCUGUCUUCAGGGAAACACUUUCAGGAGUCCAUUUUUUAUAUAUUCAAAGAGAGAGAGAAUCAAGUAAACUUAAAACCGCUUCAACUGUUUUCCUUUUCCAAGGCAGACUAUACUCUGAAAUUCAUUUUACUUUCAGCCCCAUGGAUUCACUGAAAUCUUUCCUUAAUACACACUGUAAGUGAUGGUCGAUAUGAAAGAUUCUUGCAUCAUAUGUGGCACCAGCAAGCCAGUUUCAGAGGACUGGGGGUGCAUCCAGACAGUCCCUUUAAUGCAGGGCUUCCUGCCACAAAAAGAAGGCUGUCCAGAUGACGUCUUUGGAAAACAUGAAUUAAUUCACCACAAAUCAGGAAAAAUUGUUAAUGGGUUUAUUCUGAGCCUUCCAGGAUAGCACGGGAUAAACCUACUACUUCCCACAGUCCAGACAGCAGUCCCGCAGUCCAGACAGCAGCCCCGCAGUCCAGACAGCAGUCCCGCAGUUUUCUGGGCUAAAUUAGCCUGAAAAACUGCGAGGACACCUAGCCCCUCCCCAAAAGCCCCCCAAACCCCUUUGAAAAGUAAAUUAACUUAUCGGGCCUCCAUUAACUGAAUUUAUUGUCAACAUACUGAAGCUAUGGCUAAUUGACUGCAUUUACAUCCUGAGGAGUCCUAUAGAAUUGCUCCAAGACUUCAGAGACUUGGAUUUGUUUUGACUCCAAGCCAGGUUUGAGCCAAUUGAUUUGUACACUGAUAUAUUUAGUUUCACUGCAUAUUACAUACCAUUUUGGAGAGACUGAAUGUAAACAUAUUGUGUUGCUAACAAAUUUUAGUUGGAGUCUGGUUGAUAUAUGUUUGAUAUAUGUUUUAUACUGAAAACUGCUCUGGAUGAUUGCAGUCUAUAAAUCUUUAUACUCUGUAAGUUACUACUCUGUAAGUUACGACUGUGUGCCACUACAGCUGACUGAAUUUGGUAAUCAGUUACAUUAUUAUUUGUAUUAUUUGUAUUAUUGUUAACAUUAUUAUGUAUAUGAUGCUCUAAUAUACAUAUUGUGUUCUAUGCUUUGAA